AUGAGCUCGCAACAAAGCCCAGCCGCUCUACAAUCCACUGUCGAUCGCGAGAAGAUUUACACGUGGAUAAUUGAACUGUCGAACCCGGAAACGCGGGAGAAUGCGUUACUGGAAUUGAGUAAGAAACGUGAGGUAGUGCCUGACCUAGCGCCGAUGUUAUGGCAUUCGUUCGGCACUACAGCCUCCUUAUUACAAGAAAUCAUUAACAUCUACCCGGCUAUUAAUCCUGCGACCCUUACCGCUUAUCAGAGCAAUCGCGUGUGCAAUGCCUUGGCUCUGUUACAAUGUGUAGCCAGCCAUCCUGAGACAAGAUCUGCAUUCCUACAGGCUCAUGUUCCAUUAUUCUUAUAUCCGUUUUUGCACACAGUGAGCAAAACUAGGCCUUUUGAAUACCUAAGACUGACUAGUCUUGGAGUAAUAGGAGCGUUAGUCAAAACAGAUGAACAGGAGGUCAUCACUUUCUUGCUAACUACAGAAAUCAUUCCUUUAUGCUUGCGAAUUAUGGAGAGCGGCUCAGAAUUAAGCAAAACUGUCGCCACGUUUAUACUGCAAAAAAUAUUGUUGGACGAUAGUGGCCUUUCGUAUAUUUGUCAAACGUACGACAGAUUCAGUCAUGUUGCAAUGAUCCUGGGGAAAAUGGUUUUAUCCUUAGCCAAGGAUCCAUCGGCUAGAUUGCUUAAGCACGUUGUAAGAUGUUACUUGAGACUAUCGGAUAAUCCUAGAGCACUAUUAGCAUUAAGGCAAUGCUUACCGGAUCAACUAAGGGACAAUACUUUUGCCACUUGCUUACAAGAAGACGCCUCGACGAAGCAUUGGUUAAACAUGCUUCUGAAAAAUUUAGAGACCGGUCCUCAGCCAGGUCCACCGACCCAGCCGGGUCAACAAGAUCCUAGAACGAUCGGCAUGUCGCCGCUCACGUCUUGAAUUCGCCAAAUUUAAGACUGAGAAGGAAGCAGUGCCAAAUGUGCAAGUGCACCGUGUGCCGCGAGAACAGAUCUCGAGAUGCUUCUUUCCAUAAGUUCCGAAUUUUUACAAGACAGUACCCCGUGCACCGUUAUUAUAUAUUAUUAACAAUUAAUUGCGUAUUAUGUAUAGCUACGAAUUUGUGCUGUGAGGUUUAGUGAUAUAAGGAGAUAUUGUCAAAUCGACAACUCAUGAUGGUUGUACAUAUUGUAUACAUUCUAUGGUAAAUAUUACUUGUGCAUCCAGUUCACGAAUAUCCAGUUUUCUCAGUUCAGUUUUAGCGUUGCUGUUCAUCAGUUAAUAUUGUUAACAGAAUGUUUAUACAAAUUAUUGAUGUUUUAUACGAAUGAGACAUUCGUUACCAGUGGAAACCUAUCGUGUGGAAAUAUUAACAAAAGAUGCAGUAUAUGCGCGCUAUGAUAUAUAGUAUUCACCAGUGUGUUUGUCUAGCUUCUAGGUAUUUUGGUAGAUUUUACGACAAUUACCCGUGAAAAUUUUACACUUUGCCACAUGUGAAUUAAGCACAAACUAUACAAAAAUUGUCCUUAUUAACGAUAGAUAUUUGUACAAGUAGAUAUGCGAUUAAUAUUUCGAGUAAGAUCUUUGUCAUGUUAUGAAUUUAUUCAUCGGCCUAAUUAAAUUUAAAUACGAGACGUUCAUCGUUCAAAACGAGACUAUCUCGUUUUGUAACGUUGUUUCUCACUUUGCCUGGGUUUGUAUAAUAGUUUAUUUAUCAUUAAUUAGUUUGUGCGUGCGUGAAAUGACGAAUAUUCGACGUAGUAGUUUCGUCUUAUAUGUAAUGUGAUCGAUCGAUGAUUAUGCACGAUGGACAAUUAAAUCAUUAAAAGAUUUAGUAGGACCGUCAUUUGCUCCGCAAUAUAAUUUUACGAGAUAUCAAAACUAGUCGAAAGCAAACUUGAAUGAAUCUAGAUUUAAUCCCUGCGAAUAUAAAUCUCUUAGCCGAAUCGGCAAUUUUAGCCAAACGGCUCUUCGUUAACAUUUCGAAGAAAUCUGCGUCGUCGUAUCGCUCGCAUCGUUGACCAUUCUCGUGAGUUCCGCCUGAUUCUGCGAAAAAAAGUGAAGAUACGAACAUUAUUAAUUAGCACGAAGAGAUUCGGACGACAAAUCGGUCGCGAAGAAAUGAACAUACCGUUUUCGGAGAAUCCCUCGAGCGUAAGAGACCAUGUAUAACGGGUGUAAAUAGUCUCUUGUCCGCGUAACUGUACUUAUGCGGGCCCGUGAACCACGAGACCACCAGGCCCACCAGAAUUGUAGUUAAGAAACCCACCCACGUGUACCAGAGAUACGACAUUCUGUACAAAAAGAAGGGCUGUUCCCUAAAAAUAAAAAUUGUAACUUAAUCACAA
Odontomachus brunneus is the source of this 2330-nucleotide messenger RNA. It is a transcript of the gene Rcd-1, whose product is annotated as CCR4-NOT transcription complex subunit 9. Bases 1 to 924 code for a protein of 307 amino acids. Gene Ontology annotation, cellular component: CCR4-NOT core complex; P-body; CCR4-NOT complex. The transcript has 3 exons. Gene Ontology annotation, biological process: mRNA catabolic process; negative regulation of translation. NCBI's taxonomy places the organism in Eukaryota, Metazoa, Arthropoda, Insecta, Hymenoptera, Formicidae. The record is from RefSeq and is a predicted model, not a curated record.